Molecule: messenger RNA, 2355 nt
Organism: Chanos chanos (milkfish)
Lineage: Eukaryota; Metazoa; Chordata; Actinopteri; Gonorynchiformes; Chanidae
Gene: plcd3a
Product: phospholipase C, delta 3a
Exons: 15
Coding region: 1-2355 (784 amino acids)
Biological process (GO): lipid metabolic process; intracellular signal transduction
Cellular component (GO): plasma membrane
Molecular function (GO): calcium ion binding; phosphatidylinositol-4,5-bisphosphate phospholipase C activity
Source: RefSeq, a predicted model, not a curated record
AUGCUGGGCAGAAAAAAGCCACCGGUGGUCGCACAAAGUGAAUCUAAACUACUGGACUCGAAGAGCCAAGACCCUCUUCGAAGGCUAGGUGUGCUGGACGAUGAAGACGUGCGUAUGAUGAUGCAUGGCUCUAGUGUGGUGAAGGUCCGCUCUCAGCGCUGGCAGAAAACCAGACGGCUCAGGCUCCUGGAGGACUGUGUUACCAUCUGGUGUGAGUCCAGCAAGAGUUCCAGAAAAGCUAAGAAUCAGCAGUCAUUUUCAGUGACGGAGGUGGAGUGCGUGAGGGAAGGAUGUCAAUCCGAGUGUUUGCGCCGAUUGGCGGGCUCCGUUCCAGAUUCGCACUGUUUUACCGUGGUAUUCCGCGGGGGGAGAAAGAGUCUGGACUUGAUGUGCCCCACGAAAGAGGAGGCCGAGCGUUGGGUGCGAGGCUUCCGCACGCUCAAAGACCGGGUGGCCAACAUGACCCAGAAAGAAAAGCUUGAUCAUUGGAUCCGGGGCUAUCUGAGACGUGCAGAUCAGAACCAGGAUGGAAAGAUGAGUUAUGAGGAGAUUAAACGCCUGCUGCAGAUGAUCAACAUCGACCUCAACGAACAGUACGCACGUACUCUCUUUAAGAAAUGCGACCGGUCAGGUGACGGGCGUCUGGAUCACAUCGAGAGCGAGGAGUUCUGUCGGGAGCUGAUGCGAAGGCCGGAGCUGGACGCCGUCUUCCGACACUACUCCGGUAACGGCACGGUCCUCUCCACCAUGGAGCUGAGAGAUUUCCUGGGAGACCAGGGCGAAGACGCCUCGCUGGCCCACGCCCAGAAGCUCAUAAACACAUACGAACUCAACGAAUGGGCCCAGAAGAAUCUUUUUAUGACCCAGAAUGGGUUUACCAUGUACAUGCUGUCGGUGGAGAAUGAUUUGUUUAACCCAGACCAUGGCCGAAUUUACCAGGACAUGACCCAACCCCUGGCCCACUAUUACAUCUCCUCCUCCCACAACACCUACCUCACUAAAGACCAGGUGACCAGUGCCAGCAGCACCGAACCCUACAUCAGAGCUCUGAAUCAGGGUUGUCGCUGUGUGGAGUUAGACUGCUGGGACGGAGACAAAGGCGAACCAGUCAUCUAUCACGGACACACACUAACCUCCAAAGUGCCCUUCAAAGAGGUCAUCGAAACUAUCGCCCAGUACGCUUUCAAAGCAUCGCACUACCCACUGAUCCUGUCUCUGGAGAACCACUGUUCAGUGGAGCAGCAGGCGGUCAUGGCCCAGCAGCUGCGCUCCAUCCUGGGGGAGAAACUGCUGAGUAGACCCCUCAGCGACCUGCCCCUCAAACAGCUCCCCUCUCCUGAGGAGCUGAAGGGGCGGAUCCUGCUGAAGGGGAAGAAACUGAUUGGUCAGCUGGGCAAGACGAACAGCUGCGCCAGCUUCUCUUCAAGCUCAGACGACGAGACGGGGGGCGGGAACAAGAGCACGAGCAAAAAGGACCCAGCGAAGGUGACCACCUCCUCUAAGCUGAGCCCGGAGCUGUCUGAUUUGGUGGUGUACUGUCGUAGCUCGCCGUUCCGUGGCUUUGAGGCGGCGGCUCAGAGAUCUCCAGAUGAAAUGUCCUCGUUCUCUGAGAGCGAAGCCCUUAAACACAUCAAAGACUCUGGUAAGCUCUUUGUGAAGCACAAUUCCCGGCAGCUGAGUCGGAUCUACCCGGCGGGUCAGCGUCUUCAGUCCUCAAACUAUGACCCUCAGGACAUGUGGAACGUGGGCUGCCAACUGGUGGCUCUGAACUUCCAAACUCCCGGGGAGCAGAUGGACCUGAACCAGGGUCGUUUCCUACCCAACGGUCGUUGUGGAUACGUGCUCAAACCAGACUUCCUGUGCAAUCCCGAAUCCAACUUUAACCCCGAGAACACGGGCGGAGGCCCCGGUCACGUUCCCACUCAGCUCACCAUAAAGAUCAUCUCAGCACAACAGCUUCCUAAAAUAAACACAGACAAGCCCAACUCAAUCGUGGACCCACAGGUUUGGGUGGAGAUCCAUGGCGUUGCCAUCGACAAUGCUCGGAACAAAACCCAGCGCAUCGACAACAACGGUUUUAACCCACGAUGGGACUGCACUCUGAGCUUCCAGCUGCAGGUGCCAGAGCUGGCUUUGGUUCGAUUUGUGGUAGAGGACCAUGAUCACACAGUUAAAAACGACUUUGUUGGCCAGUUCACCCUUCCAUUCACCAGUCUCCGCACAGGUUACCGACACGUCCACCUGUUGAAAGCGGACGGUUCCAGUCUUUCUCCCGCCACUCUCUUCAUCCACGUGAAGGUGAAGCGUCGUGGCAUCACAGUAAAGUCCGUCACAGACAGGAUGGGCAGGUCCUGA